AUGGCCCCCGCCACCGCCAUUGCUCCCACGCUCGCCUUCCACCUCCCCUCCAGCGUCUCCCUUCCCGCGCCAUCCUGCACGUCUUCCCCGCGCGCCGCCAUCCCGGGCGCAAGCUACCGUCGCUGCAGUCCCGUCAUUCGCCGUUCGUCUGUUUCGCGAUCUCCUCCCGUCGCCAGCUAUGCUGCAAAGAGCGUUUUCGCUACGGGAGGUGACGCCGCGUUGCCAAUGGCAGUGCGACGAGGAGCAGCCGGUGCGACGAGACACUCCGUCGUCGCGGCGGCGGGGGCGGGGGAUGCGGCGAGCCUCCCCGAGGCGCUGCUGUUCGACUGCGACGGCGUGCUGGUGGACACGGAGAGGGACGGCCACCGCGUGUCGUUCAACCAAGCUUUCGAGGAGGUGAGGGGACUGGGAGGAGCGCGCGUACCAGCUAGUAUCCACCGCGUGUCGUUCAACCAGGCGUUUGAGGAGGUGAGGUGGCAGAGGGAAGGGGAAGGGGAGGGCGGAGGGUAUGCGUGCUGUGUGGCUGUCGGUCGGCUGGUGCACACGGAGAGGGACGGCCACCGCGUGUCGUUCAACCAGGCGUUCGAGGAGGUGAGAGGGUUGCACAGGAGGAGGGGAGGGCAUGGGAGGGGAGAGAUAUACGUGCUGUGUGUCUGUGGUCAUUUGCUGGUGGACACAGAGAGGGGUGGCCACCGCGUGUCGUUCAACCAGGCGUUUGAAGAGGAAAUGGGAGCGAGCGGGCGUGAGCCGUUUGCUCCGUGGGGAGCUGCUCUCCGUCCGUGGGGAGCUGCUCUCCGUCCGUGGGGAGCUGCUCUCCGUCCGUGGGGAGCUGCUCUCUGGCUGGGAGUGACGUGGGACGUGCCGCUGUAUGGGGAGCUGCUCAAGAUCGGAGGCGGCAAGGAGCGAAUGACUCACUACUUCAAUCAAGUGGGUUGGCCCCAGGCUGCCCCCACCGAUACCGCAGAGAGAGCAGUCUUCGUGGCUGGGCUCCAGAAGAGCAAGGUAGCGCUCUUCACUGCCUUCUUGCAUCCCUCUCUUCCCCCCUUUCUUCCAUCUCACCCUCUCUUCCCUUCCCAGCAUGACCCACUACUUCAAUUAAGUGGGCUGGCCGCAAGCGGCCCCCACGGACCCCGCAGAGCGAGCAGCCUUCGUGGCUGGGCUCCACAAGAGGAAAACAGCACUCUUCAUGGAUCUCGUGGAGACGGGUGCACUGCCCCUGCGACCAGGCGUGGCACGUUGCUCCUCUUCAUGCAGCUCGUGGACACGGGUGCACUGCCCCUGCGCUGCGACCCGGCGUCACACGGUAAGCUGUGGCUGAUCGAUGAGGCUCUGGCAGCGGGAGUGCAGGUGGCGGUGUGCAGCACGUCAAAUGAGAAGGCGGUGGGGGCGAUUGUGAGAGUCAUGCUGGGCGAGGAGAGGGCGCAGCACAUGCGGAUAUUUGCAGGGGAUGUUGUUCCGAAGAAGAAGCCCGACCCGGUGAGCAGAGUGCACACAUGCUGCAGAGUGCACACAUGCUGCAGAGUGCACACAUGCAGCAGAGUGCACACAUGCUGCAGAGUGCACACAGUCAGGCGCAUCGUGUGUAGUGAUGGGACUGGUGGGGAAGGGGGUGCAGACGGUGCAGCACAUGCGGAUAAUCGUCGGAGAUGUGGUGCCCAAGAAGAAACCCGACCCGGUGAGCAGAGCAGAGCAGAGCGCACACCGUCAGGUGCCAUCUACAACCUCGCCGCCACCACUCUCAACCUCAACCCUGCACGCUGUGUGGUGAUAGAGGACAGUCACAUCGGCCUCACGGCGGCCAAGGCGGCCGGCAUGACCUACUUAUCCCGUCUGCUACAUUAUCGCCUCGUCUACCCACCCCUGCUCUGCUUCACUGCUCAUUACAAGGGUUCUGCCAUCUUGUUUCCCCGUGACAUUUCCUCACCCCGUUUCCCCACCUGCUUCCCACCCACCAGCUACACGGCAGACGAGGACUUCUCAGCAGCGGAUGCCGUGUUUGAUGCCAUAGGUGACACUCCUGCUGACGGCUUUGACCUUCCUUUCCUCGCCUCUCUCCUGUGA
Closterium sp. Naga37s-1 is the source of this 2061-nucleotide messenger RNA. The record is from the annotation of a GenBank genome assembly. Lineage: Eukaryota; Viridiplantae; Streptophyta; Zygnematophyceae; Desmidiales; Closteriaceae.